GUUUUAUUCAAGGCAAAUACCAUUUUUCGAGCUCUGUGAAGCUUUUGAGAAAACAAUAACUAAAAUAGCAAUGACGUCGCUUUAUUGAAGGUUUGGAAGUGGCUAUAUAAAUAAAACAAAAAUUAAAUUUAAUAACAUGUUUGUUAAAUUACUCUAACACUAAAUUUAUACAUAUGUAUACUGAUGUACAGAUGUAAGAUUUAAAACAUAUACAACUAUGGUAGGUAAAUGAUAAAAAUACAUUCCAUCUCACAUAUUAUACAUACAUACAAAUGUAUUUACAAUCUGUUUGUAAACUAGCGGUUUAUUAAUCGAAAUCGUAUUAUAAUUGAUUAUUACAGCAUGAAAAGUAAUGCGGAAAUACAAAUUAUCUCGCUUCAUUACUAUUGCUCAUCAUUUGCAACGCUUAUAAAUAAAAAUUAAAUACAGUGUCUGAUAAAGGAAGGUGUUAAAAUAUUUUUGAGUGUAUGAAUACAUACAUACUCGUCCGGACACCAAAAAUUUAAUUUUUACCAAAAUAAUAUUUUUCUUGAAGUGGACGCCAAUCAGCAGAUAUUUGUUUUGAUUAUUCUAUCUAUUUGCGUAUGUACAUACAUAUGUAUGUAUUUAUGUAUGUAUCUUAGUUGAUAAUUAUGGGAAGUCCAUGAUCAAUCAUACAUAUACGUAUAUGUAUAUAAAUAUAUGUGAUAUACUGUGUGUUCAUAAAAAAAAUGGAAUAGUACGUAUGAUAUGAAAGCUGACGCUCUAUUAAGGAGACACCUCCAUACGAACAUUAACCGUGCACCUUGGCCGGCCCCAAUAUUUUUUAAUGUUUAUUAAGGACAAUCUAUUAAGCGGGCAGAAAGGCUGGUCCUGCGGAUAUUUCCUUAUGGGACACUUCAUUAUAUAUGUAUGUAUGUAUGUAUGUGUGUAUAUGUAUAUGAAAGAUAAUUUGUGGGCACAGGUUCGAAAAUUAAAAAAAACUUGUUAUCUUAACACUUUUACUAAAGGUUAUUUGGAUGCAUAUGCAGAUAAGAUAUAAAUAGAAUUGAUAGACCUUUUGAUGGUAAUGAAACCAAUUAAAAAUGAUUUAUUUUGUAAUACUUCGUUAAUUAGUAUAUUUUAUGGAAAAAUGUAAACAUUUAUCAUUAGCAGAACUAUUCACAUCGAAAAUGUUGCAGACUGUUCGUACAAAUCUGUUAACGCGCUUGUUGCGGAAUCCCCGUAUAUGUCGUCAUAUUACAGCUACAGCAGAAAGCAAUACUACAGGCACCGAAAAAAGCGAUAGUUUACCGGGUGAUGAAACACACUUGGACGAGUUUACCAAAGAGUUUCUUAAAAAUCGCAUAGAAAUGUCGCCUUUUCAGAAGAUACUACUCGGGGCGGGUUCAUCGAUUGCCGCCUUAAUAGAUCCACGAAGGCAUGACAUGAUCGCCGCUUUAGGGGAAACCACCGGCGAACCGACCUUGAGGAAUAUUUUUCACACAAUGGAACUCACUGCUGAGGGUCAGCGCAUACUGAAACAGAAGCCACGUAUAAACACGCAUACCGUAGAUAUGAACCAUUUACGUUCCUUAGGAGAGAAUACUCUUGGUCGGGUCUACGUAAAGUUCUUGGAUGAUAAUAAAGUAACACCCGACUCGCGUAUGGAAGUACGUUUCAUUGCCGAUCCAAUGCUAGCAUAUGUGAUGACGCGUUACCGCGAGUGUCAUGACCUGGUGCACACAGUGCUGGGAAUGCCUACCAAUAUGCUGGGUGAAGUAGCCGUCAAGUGGGUAGAGGCGUUGAAUAACGGACUGCCUAUGUGUUACGGGGGUGCAAUAUUUGGGGCUAUGCGAUUACGUCCUAAACAACGGAAGGAGUAUGUUUCUCGUUAUUUGCCUUGGGCUCUGAAAAAUGGCAAGAAAAUGCAACCAUUAAUGCCUGUAUUUUGGGAAGAGCGCUGGGAGCAAGAUAUAGGAGAACUUCGUAAAGAAUUAAAUAUAACGAUCUUAGAAUUAUGAACCCAAGGGGUAAUUCCUAGUAUACAUACAUAUAUGGACUUGUGUUAAACAUUAUUAUUUUAUUUAUUUUUAAUAAAUAAACAAAUGAACUGAAAUUCACCAUA
Molecule: messenger RNA, 2086 nt
Organism: Bactrocera dorsalis (oriental fruit fly)
Lineage: Eukaryota; Metazoa; Arthropoda; Insecta; Diptera; Tephritidae
Gene: Coq4
Product: ubiquinone biosynthesis protein COQ4 homolog, mitochondrial
Exons: 4
Coding region: 1104-1982 (292 amino acids)
Biological process (GO): ubiquinone biosynthetic process
Cellular component (GO): mitochondrion; mitochondrial inner membrane
Source: RefSeq, a predicted model, not a curated record